Molecule: messenger RNA, 3701 nt
Organism: Capsicum annuum
Lineage: Eukaryota; Viridiplantae; Streptophyta; Magnoliopsida; Solanales; Solanaceae
Product: leucine-rich repeat receptor-like serine/threonine-protein kinase RGI4
Exons: 3
Coding region: 729-1766 (345 amino acids)
Molecular function (GO): protein binding
Source: RefSeq, a predicted model, not a curated record
UAAUUAUUUAUGCAAUUAUGGAGAAAAUAUUCACCUCAUUUCUCUUGUUGCUUCACUAUGUUACGGUUAAUUCAGCCAUGACCCAAACCAACAUUACCACUGAUCAAUUGGCUCUUCUCGCUUUGAAAUCCCAAAUCAUUUCAGACCUCUCUCUCUUCUUGGAUUAACUUUGGUCUCCCACUACAUCCGUUUUCCAUUGGGUUGGAGUCACUUGUAGCUCUCAUCACCAAUGAGUGAAUUCCUUGAAUCUUUCUAACAUGGCUCUUACGGGCAGGAUUCCCCGGGAAUUCGGAAACCUCUCAUUUCUUAUUUCUCUAGACUUGGGAAGCAACAAUUUCCAUGGAAAUUUGCCUCAAGAAAUGACAUGCUUGCGCCGGCUUAAGUUUCUUGAUUUAAGUUUCACCAAUUUCUGAGGGGAGGUUUCUUCUUGCUCUGGGUUUUUACACUGACUUCAAGUUCUAAAUCUUAGGAAUAAUAGUUUCACUAGUUCCAUCCCUUCUUCAUUUUCUAAUAUAUCCACACUUGAUACUUUGAAUCUGAAUUUCAAUUCCAUAGAGGGCCAGAUACCAAAAGUGAUUGGAAACCUUAGAGAAUUAAAGUUGAGCGGUAACAAUCUCAUAGGCUCUAUUCCGCUGUCGCUCUCAAAUGCCUCAAGGUUGGAGGCUUUAGAUAUAUCUUAUAAUUCACUGCAAGGAAACAUCCCAGAAGGGAUCGGCAAUCUUCACAACAUGAACUGGUUGGUCAUACAAUAUAAUCAACUUACGGGUUCUAUACCAUUCAUGAUUUUCAAUAUUUCUAGCAUCGAAGUCAUUGCCUUUACAUGGAAUAGCUUAUCAGGAAAUCUCCCCAAUGGUUUAUGCAAUGGUCUCCCAAUACUCGAAGGGCUUUAUCUGUCUGAUAAAAACCUUCAUGGUAAUAUGCCUGCAAGCUUAUCAAAUUGUUCACAACUUCAAAUUUUGUCUUUAUCAGAAAAUGAGUUUGAUGGACCAAUACAUAGUGAAAUUGGAAGAUUGAGUAACUUGCAGGUCUUGUCUCUCGGAACUAACCAUUUUACUGGGAUAAUUCCACAAGAAAUUGGAAAUCUUGUUAAUUUGGUAGAGUUAACCAUGGAGGAUAAUCAAAUUACUGGCUCUGUCCCGAUCUCCAUGUUCAAUAUCUCAUUGCUGCAAAUUUUGUUGGCAUGGCAGAACAAUCUUAGAGGAUUCUUACCACGGGAGACUGGGAACUUAAGAAAGAUGCAACAUCUACAGUUUAGUGGAAAUACGCUUAUUGGUGAAAUACCCAAAGAGAUAAGAAAUCUCGUUGAGUUGGAGCAACUUGAUCUUACGGAUAAUAGUUUUAUUGGUCGACUUGAUAUGGAGAUCUUCAACAUAUUAGGGCUGAGAAUAAUUUAUCUUUCAUCCAAUAAUCUAUCAGGAAGCCUCCCACCAAACUUAGAUUCUAUCUUACCCAACAUUGAAAAGCUUUAUCUAAACAGCUUAACCAAUUUUGUUGGGACUAUUCCUCAUUCAAUCUCCAAUUGUUCAAAACUUACUAUUCUUGACCUUUCCUACAACAAACUCACUGGCUUGAUUCCCAAUUCUCUUGGAUAUUUGAUUCAUCAACACUUUCUAAAUUUAGGGGGAAACAAUUUAACCAGUGACUCAUCAUUAAGCAUCCUAACUUCAUUAACCAAUUACAGAAAUUUAACAACUGUUUCUAUAUCUUUAAACCCUCUAAACAACAUGCUUCUAGUCUCUAUAGGAACUUUUCCACAUCUCUUAUAAGAUUUUACCCCAACAAUUGCAAUAUCAAAGGGCGAACUCCAAAUCAUUUUUGGAACUUUAGCAGCUUAUUAGACCUUGAUCUUUCUGCAAACAGAUUGGUUGGAUCGAUUCCCACAACAAUUGGCAACUUGAGAAACCUUCAGCGCUUCGACUUUAUUAACAACAAAUUAACAGGAUCUAUUGGAGAUAUUACAUCCCUUAGGGAGAUACUUCUGGGUUCCAAUAAAUUAAGUUCCAAUAUACCACCAAGGUUAGGGAACCUUCAAGAUCUAGUUGUUCUUGACUUAUCAUCAAACAACAUGGUAGGUUCUUUACCUCCAGAAAUUAGAAAUCUAAAGGAUGUAACAAAGAUGGAUCUGUCGAUGAAUCAAUUCUCAAAUGAAAUUCCUAGAGAAAUUGGAGGCUUGCAAAAUUUGGCAUACCUUUCUUUGAGACACAAUAGGUUGCAAGGAUCUAUACCUGACUCAAUGAGCAACAUGGUAGGUUUGGAAUUCCUAGACCUUUCUUAUAACAAUAUAUAUGGAACCAUUCCCAAGUCUUUGGAGAAACUUCAAAACUUGAAAUAUUUCAAUAUUUCUGUCAACAAAUUGUUCGGUGAAAUUGUUAGCAUGAUGUAAAUAUUGUAUAUUAAUGUAAUCAUAUAUUGUUGUAUAUUAGUGUAAUUACAUAGAUUUGAUUUAGUAGUUAAAGAGAAUAAUAAUGACUUUAGUAAGAGUAGAUUUGGUGGGAUAGAAUAGCGGAUUUAGAGGGAUGGAUCCUUAGGGAUAGGAAGACGGAUCUUUAGGGUUGUAAUCAUUGAAUAUUUUCUAUUUAAUGACAAGACUCUCAAUAUUGAGAGGUGUUCAGCAGAAAAUUGACAUGGUAUCAAAGCCUUCUCUUGGAUGUCUUGUUUCAUAAAGUUCAUUUAUGGUUUCUUUCAAAAUUUAUUUUGAAAAUUUUGGUUUUCGUUGAUUGUUCCUCGACAAUUAACACCUAGGACUUUGAUCUUGGUCAUUUUGGUUGUUCUUUUUGAGUUAGUAUUUCUAGUUUUCUUAAUUAUGAGUUCAUAUCAGUUUGAAUCAUCCAGUGUUCGUUUCACUAGAACGAAUUUUUCAUCAUGGGAUUUUUAAUUUUUGUUAUUUGUCACCGGAAAAGAAUUAUGGGACCAUAUUGAUGGAGCCGAUCCUGCUCCUACUAAUCCUACAAAGUUAGGUGAAUGGUAGAUUAAAGAUGCUUGGGCGAUGACAUGGCUUUUAGGGUCAAUUGACCCUCUUAUUGUUUCUAAUCUCUGGACUUACAAGACAGCUAAGGCCCUGUGGGAUUAUUUACAAAAGGUUUACAACCAAGAUAAUAGUGCCCGACGCUUUUACUUGGAGUAUGAAAUUGCUAAUUACUCUCAAGGAGGUCUUUCUAUUUAGGAUUAUUAUUCUGGAUUUCAGAACUUAUGAGCUGAAUUUACAGGUAUUGUUUAUGCCAAAAUACCUUCCGAAUCUCUCUGUAAUCAUGAGCAAAGCAAGAGAGAUUAUUUUUUGAUGAAGUUACACUCUGAGUUUGAGAGUGUUCUCUCUAACUUGAAGAGUCGUGACCCGUCUCCCUCCCUAGAUGUUUGUUUUAGGGAAUUGCUUCGUGAAGAGCAGCGUUAUGUCACACAAAAUGCUUUCAAAAGAGGAAAUGAUGUCGCUAUUGCAUUUGCUGCUCAAGGUAAAGGUAUGAGUAGGGAUAUGAAUAGAAAUCAAUGCUAAAAUUGCAAGGAAUAUGACCAUAUUGCUAUAAAUUGUGGCAAGAAGUUUUGUAAUUAUUGUAAACAACAAGGACACAUUAUCACAGAGUGUCCCACAUGCCCUAAGAAUCGUAAGGUAAAUAAUUUUCAUGCAGCAAUAAAUGGUUCCACUCUUUAGAACUCAUCUUCAGGACCUUUAGGACAAGUUCUUACUCCUGAAAUGGUACAAUAAAUGA